Molecule: messenger RNA, 1121 nt
Organism: Hermetia illucens (black soldier fly)
Lineage: Eukaryota; Metazoa; Arthropoda; Insecta; Diptera; Stratiomyidae
Product: procathepsin L-like
Exons: 4
Coding region: 43-972 (309 amino acids)
Cellular component (GO): lysosome
Molecular function (GO): cysteine-type endopeptidase activity
Source: RefSeq, a predicted model, not a curated record
ACUAAACGGGUUGUGAAAAUAAGCUUCCUUUAUAGAUUUGAAAUGUUGGUAGUUAGUGUUUUGUUGGCCCUGAUUGCUUUAGUAUCCGCCCUCCGUUCGUAUGAUUUAGAAAAUGACUGGAAACAGUUUCAGCUCGCCUAUAACCGGAAUUAUACAAAUCGGGCAGAACUUCAUUACCGAAAAGAAAUUUUCAAUAAAAAUCUGGAAAGUAUUGAAAAGCAUAACGAAGCCUAUGAAGCAGGCCAGCAAUCUUACAUGCAAGGGGUCAAUCAGUUUACUGACCUAACAUUCGAAGAAGUACAGAAAAGACUUCUAGGAUAUAAAGGGGACAUGGCAAGCGCAGAUAGCAGCGUCGAUUUAGAUAUUCUAAAGGUUAACGAUGAAGACGUACCUGACUCACUUGAUUUGAAAGAAAAGGGAUAUGUUACUCGAGUAAAAUACGAAGGAAGAUGUUCUUCUUGUUGGGCAUUCUCAGCUGUGGGCUCAAUCGAAGGACAGCUCUACAAAGCCACCAAGAAACUUGUAUCCCUUUCCGAACAGGAGCUAGUAGAUUGUUCGAAAUCUAAUAGCGGAUGUCAUCGUGGUGGCUCCAGGAGACGAGCUUUUGAAGAUCUAAAAGAAAUUGGUGGCAUCGCCUUAGAGGAAUCAUAUCCUUAUGAAGGUGUAGACGGUGAAUGUAAGUUUGAGAAGGAGAUGGCAGUAGCUGAAGUGACUGGAUUUAAAACCUUAUUAAAAGACGAAAGUGAGUUGAAGAAAGCGGUAGCCACAAUCGGACCUAUAUCUGUAAGCGUUCAAGCUACCGACAAUUUCAUUAAGUACAAGAACGGAGUAUUCUACGAUAGCUCAUGCUAUGGGGAGAGAACGAAUCACAUGUUGUUGGCAAUGGAAAGGAUAAUUGGAGCGGUCAGGAUUAUUGGAUUGUUAAAAAUUCCUGGAAUGAUCGUUGGGGUGAAAAUGGGUAUAUCAGAAUGAGUCGUAAUCGUGAUAAUAACUGCAAUAUUUCAUCAGUUGCACGAUAUCCUUUCGUUACCCCCAUAGAAAACAAUUCGAGCUUUACUAAUGAAUAAACAAUGUUGUGAAUUUGUUUUUGUUGUUCCUCCACAAAAUUGAAUAAAUCGAAA